Molecule: messenger RNA, 1095 nt
Organism: Sorghum bicolor (sorghum)
Lineage: Eukaryota; Viridiplantae; Streptophyta; Magnoliopsida; Poales; Poaceae
Product: probable glutathione S-transferase BZ2
Exons: 3
Coding region: 1-1005 (334 amino acids)
Biological process (GO): glutathione metabolic process
Cellular component (GO): cytoplasm
Molecular function (GO): glutathione transferase activity
Source: RefSeq, a predicted model, not a curated record
AUGGACGGGGCGGCGGCUGCUCCCUGCUGCAGUGCUGGAUGCCUGGGUCGACUAGCGGCGGCGGAGAGCCGGAUCGGAGACGCCGAGACGGAGUCGAUUGCGGCGGGCGGAGUGAGAGAUGAGGAGAGGAAUUGCGGCGGGCGUGGAGGGUCGGGAUGGGAGUCCGAGUCUGGAGCUCUCUCUGUCCUGGGCCGAGCACGCGAGCUUCUCAAAUCCCAAGAAGAGGAGAGGAGAGGAGCCCAGCACGUCGGGACCAGCCGGCCGGCCUGCAUCUCGUCGUCGUCGAUGACGGCCGGGACCAUGCGCUUGCUGGGCGGGGAGGUGAGCCCGUUCGCGGCGCGGGCGCGCCUGGCGCUGGAGCUGCGCGGCGUGGCGUACGAGCUCCUGGACGAGCCGCUCGGCCCCAAGAAAAGCGACAGGCUCCUCGCCGCCAACCCGGUCUACGGCAAGAUCCCCGUGCUGCUCCUCCCCGACGGCCGCGCCAUAUGCGAGUCCGCCGUCAUCGUCCAGUACGUCGAGGACGUCGCGCGGGGAAGCGGCGGCGCCGAGGCUGGCGGCCUGCUGCUGCCGGACGACCCAUACGAGCGCGCCAUGCACCGCUUCUGGACCGUCUUCAUCGACGACAAGUUUUGGCCGGCGCUGGACGCCGUCUCGCUGGCGCCGACCGCGGACGCACGCGCGCAGGCCGUGGUAGACACCCGCGCCGCGCUAAACCGCCUGGAGGAGGUGUUCAAGGACCGCAGCAACGGCGCGGCUUUCUUCUCCGGCCGCGACGCGGCGCCGGGCCUCCUGGACCUGGCACUCGGCUGCUUCCUGCCGGCGCUCAGGGCCUGCGAGCGGCUCCACGGCCUCUCCCUCAUCGACGCGUCCACGACGCCGCUCCUGGACGGGUGGAGCCGGCGCUUCGCCGCGCACCCGGCAGCCAAGCGCGUCCUGCCGGACACGGACAAGGUGGUGCAGUUCACGAGGUUCCUCCAGGAAAAGUUCGGGGUCCACGUGUCAUGAAUGAUUUUCACUGCGUAUAAAUAAAUGGAAUAAGGUUGUCAAUGCAUAUUUUGAAAUUUGCUUGCAACAAAGUCGGUACGUAAACAGAAA